AGGCCAUCGAUGACGACUGCAACCAGACCGGGCAGAUCCUGGCCGCCAUGUUGGACUGGCCGCAGGGCACGUUCGCCUCGCGGGUGCAGCUGGAGUCCGGGGCCGUGCGCGUGGAGCGCGAGGUGGACGGCGGCCUGGAGACGCUGCGGCUGCGGCUGCCGGCCGUGCUGACGGCCGACCUGCGGCUCAACGAGCCCCGCUACGCCACGCUGCCCAACAUCAUGAAAGCCAAGAAGAAGCCGCUGGAGGUGAUCCCCGCGGCCGAGCUGGGCGUGCCCGCGGGCGCCCCCCGGCUGAAGGUGCUGCAGGUGCAGGAGCCGCCCCCCAGGGCCGGGGGGCAGAAGGUGGACAGCGUGGAGAGCCUGCUGGGGAAACUGAGGCACGCCGGCCGCAUCUGAGAGUCCCAGUCCAUCCCAGUUCACCUCAGUGCCUUCCCAGUCCAUCCCAGUGCCACAGGGAGGGGAGAGCACGGAGAGCCUGCUGGGGAAACUG
Onychostruthus taczanowskii (white-rumped snowfinch) is the source of this 492-nucleotide messenger RNA. RefSeq names its product electron transfer flavoprotein subunit beta (gene ETFB). Gene Ontology annotation, cellular component: cytosol. NCBI's taxonomy places the organism in Eukaryota, Metazoa, Chordata, Aves, Passeriformes, Passeridae. The transcript is spliced from 3 exons. The record is from RefSeq and is a predicted model, not a curated record. Gene Ontology annotation, molecular function: electron transfer activity. The coding region runs from base 48 to 398 and encodes 116 amino acids.